AUGGAAGAGAAAAAGAAAUCAACCCUAGGAAAGGCCUUCUCUCGCACCUUCUCGCGCAAGUCCCACCAGGCGCCCCCUUCGCCCGUCGCUGCUGCGAAGCCCAUCGAAAAGCCCAUCGAUAGCCAACCCUCCAAUGGUGCACUCACCCCCGCUGCUGCCCCUGUCCCUGCCCCUGUUGCCGCCACCAACCCCAUCUCGCCCAUCUCGAUCCCAACCCCCAACAUGGCAUCAACCUCUCCUCCCGACUCGACCGGCCAGUCGCGUAUUACCUCCCCCACCACCGCUCCUCAGUCGCCCCAGAACAACUCUAUGCACGCCCGCGACGGAACCGGACUCUCCAACACCAGCGCCACGAGCCGCCACGGUCUCUCUGGCGAGGACGGCGAGGGUCUCAACCCUGCCGACAUUCUCCUCAACCGCCUCAAUGCCUUCAAGGGAGUUAUCAAGAACCUGCAGCAGUACUUCACCGAGAUUGCAGAGGUCGAGACUGGUGUCAGCAAGGCGAUGAACAAGGCCUCGGGUGUUCUUGUUGUUCCUUUCAAGGACGGCCAGCAGUUCCUGGGUGCUGGAGGCUUCCAGGAUGUCUGUGUUGGUCUCAGGGAUUCGGCAAAGUCCAGCUGCGAGCAGCAUGCCAGCGCGGCCCGCUUUGUCGAGGAGACGAUUGUCAAGAACAUCAGACGCCUCAAGCAGGACAUCAAGAACAAGAUCAAGGGAUUGAAGGCGGACACCGGCCUCUACAGCAGCAAGGUCUUCAAGGAGCGCGAGGCCACCCAGGAGAGGAUCGCAACCUUGGCCAAGGCAAUCGGACUCUUUGACAUGUCUGGCCAGCACCAGCACGAUAUGGAGAAGGUGCAGUCGGACCCUUACGUUAUCAACAUCUCAUUGAGACGCCAGUUGGCCAAGCAGGUCCAUGAGGAAAACUUGUUUGCUCGCGCAUUGAAGCAAUGCCAGGACGAAAUCAAGACCUUCGAGGCUCAUAUUAUCAAGGAGGCCAAGCAGAUCCUGAGCGCCUUUGCCGAAUACCAGCUCGCCAAUGCCUCGACUGCCUUCUCCCAGUCCUGGGCUCCCACCCAGGAGGCCUUGAAUGCCCUUCAGGAAGACACCGAAUGGAACAACUUCCUUGGCCUCCACGGACACCGCCUCUUCCCCUCCGAGCUCGUCGACGCCAACCCUGACGGCCUCGACUACCCCUGCAAGGACAGCCCCUAUGUCCACCCCAUCAAGACCGCUCACCUCUCCAGGCAGUCGUCUGUCCUCAAGAACUGGAAGGACGGCUACUUUGUCCUCACCUUGGCUGGAUGGUUGCAUGUCUUUGGAUCUGCCGAUCAAGAGAAGGAUGCCGUCCCCGACCACUCUAUUUAUAUUCCUACCGCCACCCUCGGACCUCAUUCCGACGCUAGUCAGAAGCAGCACGUCUUUUCCUUGGACGGCAAGGGCAAGGGCGGUCUUCUUCACCGCGAAGCCCAGACCUUCACUCUCCGCGCACACUCGAGAGAGGAGAUGAUUGAGUGGUGGAGCGAGAUUUCGAAGCGCGCCCAGUCUUCGACAUUCACUCAGCCCGGAGAGGGAAUCUCUCGGGCAGGAUCGGUUGUGAGAUCGUCGUCAGGCAUUCAUUCUAACCCCGCCACUACAGCAGCUGUUCCAGCAGACCAUACCCAGGGACCUUCGCCCCCUUACCAGGAGCCUCCAGUCUCCCAUGCCGCUGUUCCUGUCUCUGAUGCAGCAUCACCUGUCCCCGCACCCGCUACUCCUGUCGCUGCUGCUGCUCCUGCUCCUGUUGCUGCUGCUGCUCCUGCUCCUGUUGCUGCUGCUGCUCCUGCUCCUGUUGCUGCUGCUGCUCCUGCACCUGUGGCUGCUGCUGUUCCUGCUCCUGUUGCUGCUGCUGCUCCUGCACCUGUGGCUGCUGCUGUUCCUGCUCCUGUUGCUGCUGCUGUUCCUGCUCCUGUUGCUGACGCUGCUCCUGCACCUGUGGCUGCUGCUGUUCCUGCUCCUGUUGCUGCUGCUGUUCCUGCUCCUGUUGCUGACGCUGCUCCUGCUCCUGUUGCUGCCGCUGCUCCUGCCCCUGUUGCUGCCGCUGCUCCUGCUCCUGUUGCUGCCGCUGCUCCUGCCCCUGUUGCUGCCGCUGCUCCUGCCCCUGUUGCUGCCGCUGCUCCUGCCCCUGUUGCUGCCGCUGCUCCUGCCCCUGUUGCUGCCGCUGCUCCUGCCCCUGUUGCUGACGCUGCUCCUGCCCCUCUGUAA
Messenger RNA from Linnemannia hyalina, 2238 nucleotides. The record is from the annotation of a GenBank genome assembly. NCBI's taxonomy places the organism in Eukaryota, Fungi, Mortierellomycota, Mortierellomycetes, Mortierellales, Mortierellaceae.